Drosophila biarmipes is the source of this 1206-nucleotide messenger RNA. Its product is annotated as zinc finger protein 521. Gene Ontology annotation, molecular function: zinc ion binding; chromatin insulator sequence binding. Gene Ontology annotation, cellular component: nucleus; chromosome. The record is from RefSeq and is a predicted model, not a curated record. Gene Ontology annotation, biological process: regulation of transcription by RNA polymerase II. Bases 191 to 1174 code for a protein of 327 amino acids. NCBI's taxonomy places the organism in Eukaryota, Metazoa, Arthropoda, Insecta, Diptera, Drosophilidae. The transcript has 2 exons.
CUUUCUUGUUUUUGUUUUGUUUAUUUUGAUUAUUAUACAAAAUAAUUACUUUUGUAACUAAGUGCCAGCGAUUUAAGUUGUAAAACUAACAGAAUACCUGCUAAACAUUUAGAGGAACACACUAGAUAUAAAUAGAGUCCAUAGACUUUCAAGAUUUUGUUUAGAACGACUUGCUGUCGUUGAAAUUCCAAUGGACCUGCGGAAGUUGUGCAGGAUAUGCUUUGUGGACAGCGCUGCGGUGGACAUCAGGGAGCACAGGAGCAGCGGCAGUUCGGGCCACACAGUCCUUGAGCUUAUACAGGCCAUGUUCGGCUGGAAUGUAGCUCUUAAUCUAACUGAGGAGCUGCCCAUGAUCUGCAAUGCAUGUCUGGAGGAGUGCCAGCAGCACUACGCCUUCUUCCGGAGGCUCAAGUUCGCCAAUCAGCAGCUACUUCAGCUUUACAACGAAGCAGAAGUGGAGAUGUGCCAGGAUGUGGAGGUUGUAGAUGAUGUCAGGGAUCAGCAGAAGCCUGAAAUGGUUGGGAUGGCUGGAGGAGUAAGAGAGGAAUUGGAGGAGUUUAUACCACUGGAUAUUAUAGUACUGGAAACUGACCAUCUAACAGACACAAGCAAAACUGAGAGAACAGUGGUCACCGUGCCAAAACCCUCACAGAAGCUGGCCAAUCAGGACUCCCUCAUUGUGUCCGAGUUCCUGCCCGCCACCACUACCCAACCACGUCUGGAUCUGUCCGACUCACGGCUGCAGCAACUGGAGCCACCUGCCUACGAGAUGCGCACCGUGGACUACGCGGCCGUCGAACUGAAGCAUUACAACCUGGACGAGUACAACGAGGCCAAUCGCCUGCUGGACGUGGAGCCCAGUGGAAGUCAGGCCAUCUACAAGUGUCAGUACUGCCCGCUGGCUUACACCUCACCCCAGUAUCUGAAGACACAUGUGCGCAACUCGCAUGUCUGCAAAUACUGCACCACCGCCUUUGCCAAGGUGCGCGAUCUCAACGAGCACAUCCGCCAAAAGCACUCGAGCCACCAGUGUGUUGUUUGCUCCAACAACUUCAGCACCAGUAGCAACCUAAGGGCGCAUUUGAAGAAAAUCCACGGAGUUCAGCUACCCGCUCAGGUGGCACUGCUGGAUUACAAGCCAGCAUCCGCGGACCAGGGCAAUCAACGCACAUAAUAAACAGGAUUUACCUCCUUAAUUAUACUCGA